AGACUAGCUUGACCCAGGAGUGAGCUCGUUCUAAAUUAUUGACAAUGUCCUCACGGUGUCCAGAUUUACGAAAGUUUCGUACAUCCAAUGGCCCACCCCAUUGCUUGCUGAUUGGCGAGAUCUUCACCCGUAUAUGUCAAUAUGCAUAUGAAGCAGCGAACGAAGACAGCAACCCGGACUUCUGUACCCUCAAUGCCCUGGCUCAGACGUGCAGCGCGUUUUGUGACCCUGCAUUGGACGUUCUAUAUCACGCACAGCUCAGUCCUGUGAUUCUUCUACGGUUUCUACCAGUCGACGUAGUAGAUGAUAAUGGCCGGACUCUUGUGGAAUUUUCGCCGGCCAGUGUGUGCCUCGGAUUGGGCCCGCUUCGACUUCUAUGCGCGUCGUGUCAAGGUCAUGUACUUCUACUCAUACGGGGAAAAGUUCGCAGAGAAAGCCCAACUGCUGCGGCGAGAGCUCUCACCCUCAGUAUACGACUCUCUGGCUUGUCGUAGGACAUCCGAUCCACUAUGUCCUAAUCUCCAGAACAUUUACUGGGACGUAAGUGACUUGGUAUGGUCUGCAAGUCUUCCUCUUCCUACCCUCUUCCUGCACCCCGGGUUACGCGCCAUUCAUAUGUAUCACAGGCUACGGCCAUUCGGCAACCCCAUGUUACAGCUUGCCUGCUCGUUCAUCUCCUACGUCCCUCAAUUUGCAUGUGACAUUGAAGAGAUGCAUGUCAAUUUUGACGGCCCACGCGGCUGGUCUGACUUUCUUCACGCAUCUUUACCAUCCUUGCGAUCGCUGCGUAUCUUGGAUAUCAAAGGUACCUCUCAAAGUGGGGCCCAGAAAAUUAUCAUGGAGGCCAGCCGGUUGCCAUUCUUGCGAUCGCUGUCGAUUGCAACCUACGAUUAUACUGGUGUUUCCGCAGAGAAUGUUCCUCCCCUCCAGGCAACUGUGUUUACGACACUGGAGGUCCUCGAGCUCAAGUAUGCUAUGGCACCUUCUUUGACCUCGAUGUUCAGGUCAUAUCAGUUCCCAAAACUGAAGUCAUUCAGCUUGACAUUGGUCGAAGACACGAUCCCUGCAAGCAAAGAUAUACUCCAUCUUAUCGCGUCAUACCUGCCCAAUCAUAUUCUGCAGCACCUUUCCGUGAAAGUUAUUUCGCCAAUAAAUGCAGCCAUGGAUGUCUUCCCUAUUCGCGUCUUUUCGCCUAUCGACAUUCAACCUAUCUUCUCGUUCCGCAAUUUGAUCUCAUUGAACAUUGGCUGCAUUGAGGUCAAGUUAAGUGAUUCGGAUAUCAUGCGCCUGGCAAUGGCGUUUCCUCGGUUGCAGCAGAUCCGUAUGCGGUCCGAUAUCUGUUUGACAUCCAUCAUCCAUUUCGUUCGACACUGUCCGGACUUGGAAGACCUGAAUAUCUUCCCUCUUGCUACAUCCUACAUCCCUAUAACUGCGGAUCGGCUACCUGGCGAUGGGUUGUUCAAUGAGAAGAUUAAAACAUUGAACGUUUUGGACACUCAUUUGAGAGACCUACCCGGGGUGGCCGCGUUUCUCUCGGAUAUCUUUCCAAACUUGACAAGUGUCGAGCCGCAGUUGCUGCAGGAAAUGGUGGAGAUUUUUAAAGCAGUUCGAAUGCAGGAACGAAGAGCAGAGCAAGGGCGUAGGCACUUAUGAAUGAAUUUACGCCUCCUGGACAUGUAUGGGUUUAUGCUUUAUAAACCAGUGGCACUUUCAAGAUGGGGGCGCAUCAAGUAUUAAUAGCAUUGUUAAUAUCCUAGAUUGAUAACUCGCAGAAGGCAGUUGAGCUGGGUAAUGCUCGGUUUGGUUCCCUAAAGAGAGUACUAUCGGUGUACAC
Somion occarium is the source of this 1834-nucleotide messenger RNA. Lineage: Eukaryota; Fungi; Basidiomycota; Agaricomycetes; Polyporales; Cerrenaceae. The record is from the annotation of a GenBank genome assembly.